UUGUUUUAGUUUAAAUUCUUAAUAUCAAAAGCUUGAACAAGUAAGAAAAACGAGAGAUUUUUAAAGAUAUUGAAUCAUCUCCACGAAGCGUGAUCUUCAUCCUUUUGAACAACUCUUUAUUCGGCCUAUAUGUUCUAUCGCUUUGCCGCCAUAUGGAAAAAGUACAGCAAAGCCAAAGCUUUGUAAGUCACCUAUGGACGACAUUCUUGAUUGUGAGUUUCGUGAGCGCUUCUGCUCAUUCAUCCUGGGAGACUGUUUUUAGAACUAGAAGCAGGUUUGAUUGGCAAGCAGUUUGGCAUGAAGAGCGUCACCAGCGUUGUUUUCAGGAACUAUUUAGUCACAUGGAGUGGGCUUGUAGGAAGGAUGUCUAUAAACUAGAACGGAUUAAACGGCACAGUACUAUGAUUCAAAGAUCAAUGGGUGAUACCGGAUCAUUUUUGCCAGAAACUCUGGCACAUAGUAUACUAAGAAAUGCUAAGCCAAGCAGAAGCUAUCGAUUCACCAAGCGAGGAAUUAUGUAUGAAUGUUGUCACAGCUCCAUGGGCUGUUCCUGGGAAGAAUAUGCAGAAUAUUGUCCUCUUAACAGAAGAAUACGAAACUAACCGGAAAUCAUCUAAAUGAUAAAUUAAAGUUUAUUGGAGUGGACAAACAAAAGUACGAAACUAUCUAGAUGUUAAUAUUAAUCACUUAUAUAUAUCUUAUUGGGAAAAAAAACAAAAAAAAACUG
Limulus polyphemus (Atlantic horseshoe crab) is the source of this 727-nucleotide messenger RNA. RefSeq names its product probable insulin-like peptide 7. Bases 153 to 602 code for a protein of 149 amino acids. The transcript has 4 exons. Lineage: Eukaryota; Metazoa; Arthropoda; Merostomata; Xiphosura; Limulidae. The record is from RefSeq and is a predicted model, not a curated record.